Daldinia vernicosa is the source of this 1934-nucleotide messenger RNA. RefSeq lists its product as uncharacterized. Bases 157 to 1692 code for a protein of 511 amino acids. NCBI's taxonomy places the organism in Eukaryota, Fungi, Ascomycota, Sordariomycetes, Xylariales, Hypoxylaceae. The record is from RefSeq and is a predicted model, not a curated record. The transcript has 2 exons.
AACUCAUGUUCCGGUGGGCCAAAUUGACCCUCCAAUUUAACUGUGAACACCGUUGCGAUUCUAUUGCGCUCGGUGUACUCUGAAGACAACGUAUCCAUCCCCGCUCGUCCCCUCUACGGAGGUUGACGAGCGUGGUCAAGUUCGGGCAGAGGCAAGAUGCCCCUAUACUCGUCGCCGCCGCCGUACCGUACUCCCGAGCAGGACAAGCCGACGCUUCUGGUUUGUUGGUGGAUUACGCUAUUUUGCACCGUCAUAAUUCUAUUACGCAUCGCCGGUCGUUUUAUCCGGUCUGAGAAGCUGUUUAGGGAGGAUAAGACGGCCGCGCUGGCCAUCAUUCCGCUCUAUCUGCGCAUGGGAUGUGUUCACGUUAUUCUGGUUUACGGGACUAAUAAUGCACACUUCCACCACGAGAUGACGGACGAAGAGAUGCAUAUGAAGUCCGUGGCUAGUGGCUUGGUGCUUGCUAGCCGGAUCUUCUAUGCGGCAACGCUCUGGACUCUUAAAGGCGCCAUCCUUGAAUUUUUCAAGCGCCUAACGAGUAUUACCUGGAAUCGUUCGCACGAAAUCACAUUGAUCUUCAUACGAGCUACUCUGGCUGCGACCUUCGUGGCUGUUCUAAUAGCAGAUUUGACGGAAUGCCAUCCGUUCGUUCACUAUUGGCAAGUUAUGCCCGAUCCUGGAGGCCAAUGCCGUCAGGGAUUUGCCCAACUCAUCACAAUGGCGACUUGCAACAUAUUAACCGACCUUCUCCUCGUUUUCUAUCCGAUUCCUAUAAUCCUCACCAGUCAUAUGAGUACUAAGAGGAAGGUCCAACUAACAUUACUAUUUUCCGUGAGCCUGACGGUCGUAGCGAUGACGGGUUAUCGUAUCCCUCGAAUAAUCCGCGAGCAUGGAAACCAGCAGUUACGCUCUCUGCUUGCUUCCGUCGAACUUCUUUUUGCUACAGCCGCGGCUAAUACGCUUGUCCUCGGAUCGUUUGUCCGGGAUCGAGGUGUGAAAAAGACUAGAUAUAGACACAACUCCACAACUGCCGAGUCUAUUGAUCACUCGAUCGAACGCAGGCCUAUGUACCAAAGGAACUGGGGUAGUGAUGAAGACCUGGUGAGAGAUUUGGGCCUUGGCGUAGAUCGCGAACUUCAGAAUGCUGCAAGACAACAAAGCCAGGCCGAAAAGCCGGCCAGACCUGUCUUAACUGUGGAUACUUGGCAGUUUCCUCAACGUCGUCAAAGCAAUGCAGCACAUGAUCUACUGGACCGGGAUCAAAUUAUUACAUCUCGAAGCAACUCUUCCAUAACUCCUCGCAGAGUUUCCUUCUUCGACGUUGGCGGGCUACUGGAUGGCGAGCCGUCUCGAAGUGUACGGGAUAGCUUUAACUCUAACCUUGAACCACCGUCUCCUCUUUCUCCAAGCUCCCCUCCACCCACAAAGCAAGCGACAAGCAGUGGUUUCCGCCGUGGCUCCCAAGUCGUUUUACAAGAUUUAGGCGGUCUUCUGAAUCCUCUUAAUCCUCUUAAUCCUAAACAAUCUCGGGCGACUUCCAAGAAUGGAACUGAACUAGAAUCAAUACCUCAGCACCCCCAAGAAGCGCUACACGAUCCUACCAAUAGCCGGAACAGCUCAAACGACACAUACAUAGACACAGACCAGAAAGACUCGAGGGCUGGCAGUUCCCGUAAGACUUCGUUGCGGUGAUUUUCAAUAUUCGGAUUAACUCCUAUGGCUCUCCUUAAUAAUAGGCGUUGCACCUCUUUGACGCAGUAGCUUAAUCGGCAACCGUCUGCAUUAUAACCAUUAACCACCGUAAUCGAACGAUGGGGAGUUAUGGCUAAGAUUCAGGGUUUGAGAACUCCUUUGCAAUUAUUCAGUUCCCGAGAAAGGAAUCGACUUAGGCCGACAGUCGUAACUUACGCAUCACCCUCUAUAUCAUAACGUCA